AGGCUGAAAAUGCUCCGUCUGGGCGUCUUUUUCUUAUUGGCAGCUUUCCCAGGUGCCAGCUCCCAGGUCCAGCUGACUCAAUCUGGAGCAGAAGUCAAGAAGCCCGGAGAGUCCGUGAAGCUGACAUGUAAAACCUCCGGCUACACUUUUACCAGCUAUGGUAUUAGCUGGGUCCGCCAGGCUCCCGGGAAAGGCCUGGAGUGGACAGGAUACAUCAACACAAAUACUGGUGGCACUGGCUACGCCUCGGCCUUCGGGGGGCGAGUCACCAUGACCAGGGACACCUCCAUAAGCACGGUCUGGCUGCAGCUGGGCAGCCUGCGAGCCGAUGACACCGCCACGUAUUACUGCGCUCGGGACACAGUGACGGAAACCAGAGCCACAGCCCUUCACAAACCUCCACGCUGUGAGAGCCCCAUCGAGGAGGGGGCAGAUGUGCUAUGA
Molecule: messenger RNA, 444 nt
Organism: Pelodiscus sinensis (Chinese soft-shelled turtle)
Lineage: Eukaryota; Metazoa; Chordata; Testudines; Trionychidae
Source: RefSeq, a predicted model, not a curated record